CCCGAUGUGCCAGUACUAGUGAGUCGUGACGUUACUUUCUCAACUUGAGUGCUGUCACGGUAAUCAAUAAUUCUACACCGGUAACCCAAGACCUCUAUGGACGAUGCGGCAAAAUCCUAAGGCCCGACUGCCCGACGAGGUCUCCAGACCUCAGCUCCUUGAUAGUCGCUCCUUGGAAGUUCUAUCUCAAGGGUGCCCGAUACGUACAUGAGUACUUCCGAUAGUACCGACGACCUCAUGUCAUCGGCCAUCAUCUCAAUACCAAUUAGACGCUCAUUGGAGUAUUUAUAUUCCCCGUGCAUCCUUGUGAACAGUCCUUAAGUGCCACCGUCGACUACGUGGACAUCUGUUACUUCUGCAAUGGCAACUUUUGCCAAAUCCUCCUUUGACAGUGCCAUCUAUGCGACUUUCAGGCCGACCUACCCUAGGUCCCUCUUUGACUUCAUAUUCCGGUACCACGAGCGCAACAAUGGUGCAAGAUGGAAUAGAGCGGUGGACCUUGGUUGUGGGACGGGUCAAGCAACAGUCGAGCUCACACCCUUCAAGCGCGUCACUGGCGUCGACCCGAGUUCUAAGAUGAUCGAAGUUGCUCAAGGUACCCUCAAAAAUACGCCAACGAGCACUGGUCAAUACGAGUACAUACAGGCGAGCGCAGAGAAUCUAACAUUCUUGGAGGAUAGCAGCGUGGAUCUAGUCAUUUCCGCCCAGGCAUGCCAUUGGUUCGAUUGGAAAAAAAUAUGGCCUGAGGUCGCAAGAGUGCUGAGGAAGAAUGGAAGUGUUGCAUUCUGGGGUUACUCACAAUUGCGCCUCACCCGCUAUCCGUCACUCACACCGAGAAUUAACGCUUAUGUCGAGGGCACUGACCCACUGAACAGCAUUGGCUCAUACUGGGAGCAACCCGGCCGUUCGAUUUUAGAUAGCCACUUGAUUGAAGUGCCAGAUUCCAAUGAAGUUGUACCUGGUGCGUUUAGCGAUUUCGAGAGAGUUUUCUUCACGGGCAACUACUACCCAUCUCUCCCUUCCCCACGCUCCGUGAUCAUGCGCAAGAAGAUGACAUGGGAUGACCUGCUAUCGUAUCUUUAUACGUGGAGUGCAUUGCACACGUUCCGUCAGCACAACCCCACUGAUGGGGAGAACCCGCGUGGAGAUGUUGCGGUGCGGUUCUGGAAAGAUCUUAAGGAAGGUGCCGAGCGGGAGGAUGGGAGAACCGUGGAAGGACAUGAUGAAGUAGACAUUGAAUGGCCGAUGGCGGUGGUAAUGGCUACGAGAGCGUGAUAGCGCUAGAGGGCGGACCGUAUGUGUCCCUUUGUUGGCGGCUUGUAAAUUAUCAGACUAGAGGCUACUAGCUUGUGUAGGUGAAGUACUGGCAAUACCACGAUUCGGAUGACUAGCGAGGUUGUUAUGUCUCCAAGAUCAGUUCAAUACUAAAAAAACACAUGGG
Molecule: messenger RNA, 1441 nt
Organism: Suillus fuscotomentosus
Lineage: Eukaryota; Fungi; Basidiomycota; Agaricomycetes; Boletales; Suillaceae
Product: S-adenosyl-L-methionine-dependent methyltransferase
Exons: 5
Coding region: 361-1275 (304 amino acids)
Molecular function (GO): S-adenosylmethionine-dependent methyltransferase activity
Source: RefSeq, a predicted model, not a curated record